CCUCAGUACCUCAACCAACAUUCACUACUCAUGGAGAGAACUUGUUUGCUAUACUCCCUUUGUGUGGCAUUUUUUAUGUUACAAUCUUACAUCUCAACUCUAGCUUUUGCAAUUGUUCCCAACAUUACCACCGAUCAAUCAGCUCUUCUUGUCUUAAAGGCUCAAAUUUCUUAUGACCCUUACAAUGUUUUAGCAGACAACUGGUCCACUAGCAUCUCUGUUUGUAGUUGGAUCGGUAUCACUUGUGGUUUCCGCCAUCAUCGAGUCACAGCCUUAAACCUUUCUUAUAUGGGUCUCAUAGGCACCAUUCCUCCGCACAUGGGAAACCUUUCAUUUCUUAUUAGCCUAAACAUCGACAACAACAGUUUUCAUGGUUUUGUGCCCAAUGAGUUUACUGGUCUUCACCGGUUGCGACACUUAUCUUUUACAUUCAAUGACUUUAGUGGAGAAAUCCCAUCAUGGAUGGGGCUAUUAUCUAAACUACAAUUUUUUUCUCUAUCUGGUAACAAUUUCACGGGUGCUAUUCCACCAUCUCUUUCUAACAUGUCUGCAUUGGAAAUAAUGGAUAUUGGAUAUAACAAGCUUAUGGGCUCCAUACCUUUCUCUAUCUUUAAUAUAUCCACUUUGCAGGAAAUUUAUCUCACAGAAAACAUGCUUUCUGGCCCGAUGCCCUCCAUUAUUUCCAGCAUGCCAUCACUACAAGUCAUAGUUCUUUACUCUAAUACGUUGUCCGGUACACUCCCAGAAGAUAUGUUUAAUCAUCUUCCUAACUUACAAAUGCUUGAUGUAUCAUUUAAUCUGUUUUAUGGCCAACUCCCCCCCACUUUAUUCAAGUGCAGACAACUGCAAUAUUUAUCGUUGCAGGCUAAUAAUUUCACAGGUACUAUUCCACCUACUUUGUUCGAUUGCAAACAACUGCAAAUUUUAAUAUUAUCAGAUAAUAUAUUCAUAGGAAGUGUACCUUCAGAAAUUGGGAACUUAACCAAGCUCACGGAGUUAUACCUUGUCAGAAACAAUUUUGAAGGUACUAUCCCAUCCACUUUGUUUAAGUGUAAACAACUACAAAUUUUAUCGAUGUCAAUCAAUAGAUUCACAGGAAUAGUACCUCCAGAAAUUGGAAACUUAACCAUGCUCACGGUAUUAUUCCUUGGCCAAAACAACUUUGAAGGAAGAGUACCUUUGACAAUUGGGAACUUAAGCAUGCUUAGAGUGUUAUACCUUUCUAAUAGCAAUUUUGGAGGUGCAAUACCAAGUGAAAUUGGUAAUCUACAAAACCUUGAGAUAUUUGCUAUUGAUGACAACAAGUUUACUGGUCCAAUUCCAUUUGAGAUCUUUAAUAUCUCAACACUUCAACAAAUUUAUAUGUUUAACAAUAGCCUCUCAGGCCAUCUUCCAUCAAAUCUAGGCCUAUUUCUACCAAAUCUUCAGCAUCUUAUUCUUGAAGAUAACAAUCUGAGUGGAACAAUACCCAAUUCCAUCUCCAAUGCUUCACAACUCACUAAACUAGAUCUUGAUGACAAUUUAUUCUCGGGCAUGAUUCCUAAAUCACUUGGUAAUUUAAGGCUCCUCCAGGUGCUCAACCUAUACGGAAAUAAUUUGACUAUUGAAUCUUCUACUCCAGAAUUCAGCUUUUUAUCUUCAUUGCUAAAUUUGGCAUAUCUAAGACUUUUAGUUUUGUCAAAUAAUCCGCUGAAUGACAUCCUUCCUAGUUCCAUUGGAAAUCUCUCCACUUCUCUUGAAACACUUUACAUUGAUAAUUGCGAUAUCAAGGGAAGCAUUCCUAGAGACAUAGGCAAUUUAAGCAAAUUGAUGGCUUUGUCCCUAACUUUCAAUGAAUUAGCUGGACCUAUUCCAACUACAGUGAGAAGAUUGUACGAGCUUCAAAUUCUCCAUCUUGAUAAUAAUCAACUAGAAGGUUCCAUUCCAUCUGAUCUUUGUCAUUUAGACCACUUAUUUGAGUUGUAUUUAGGUCGUAAUGAGCUUUCUGGACCUAUUCCUACAUGUGUAAAUAAUUUGACUUCUUUGAGAUAUCUUUACCUAGACUCCAACCAGUUAACUUCUAUGAUUCCCUUGAACUUGUGGAGCCUUACAUAUAUUUUGGAGGUCAACAUUUCAUCAAAUUAUCUAAAUGGCCCAUUGUCGUUUGAGAUUGGAAAUCUAAAGGUCUUGAGAUUAUUAGAAUUAUCAAGAAAUCAACUAUCUGGUCAUAUCCCAACAACAAUAGCUGGCCUCAAAGAUAUAACUAAUCUCUCAUUGGCGAACAAUAGAUUAGAAGGUUCAAUUCCUAAAUCUUUUGGUGCAUUGGUAAGCUUGGAAUUCUUAGAUCUUUCUUGUAACAAUUUAUCCGGAGAGAUUCCCAAGUCUUUGGAAGCACUUUCACACCUCAGAUAUCUAAAUGUCUCUUUCAAUAGACUACAAGGAAAAAUUCCUGUAGGAGGACCAUUUGUAAACUUCUCUGCUGCAUCAUUUAUGUCAAAUGAUGGACUUUGUGGUGCUCUCCGAUUGCAAGUUUCUCCAUGUAAAGAAGGUGUUUCUCGACCAAAAAAGACCGCAAUUGCACAUAUACUAAAGUAUGCAUUACCAACAAUUGGGUUAACAAUACUUGUAGUUGCUCUUGUAUUAGUGUGGAUAAGAUGCCAAAAAAGGAAUAAGCAAAUUCCAGUAGAGGCAAACUCUUUACCACUAGCUACGUGGAGGAGAAUUUCCCAACAAGAACUUUUACAAGCAACAGAAGGGUUCAAUGCAAGCAACUUACUUGGUAAAGGGAGUUUUGGAUCGGUAUACCAAGGGACACUCUCAGAUGGAAUAAUUGUUGCAAUAAAAGUUUUCAACUUGGUAGUAGAAGGGGCGUUCAAGAGUUUUGAUAUAGAGUGUGAGGUACUGGGCAAUAUUCGUCAUCGAAAUCUUGUCAAAAUCAUCAGCACGUGUAGUAACAUGGACUUCAAAUCUUUUGUAUUGGAAUACAUGCCUAAUGGAAGCCUAGAGAAAUGGUUGUAUUCUCAAGACCGCUGUUUGAGUGUCUUACAAAGACUAAAUAUAAUGAUCGAUGUCGCGUCAGCACUAGAAUACCUUCAUCAUGGUUAUUCAACACCUAUUGUUCAUUGUGAUUUGAAGCCGAGCAAUGUCUUAUUAGAUGAAGAUAUGGUUGCACAUGUGGCUGAUUUUGGAAUUGCAAAACUGUUAGGUGAUGGAGAAUCUAUGAUGCGAACCAUAACUCUCGCUACUAUUGGAUAUAUGGCACCAGAGUAUGGACUGGAAGGAAUUGUUUCUACAAGAGGCGAUGUCUAUAGUUAUGGUAUUUUGAUGAUGGAAACUUUCACAAGAAAGAAACCUACCGAUGAUAUGUUUGUUGGAGAAAUGAGCUUGAAACGUUGGGUAGAGGAAUCUUCAUCCCUUUCAGUAACUAAAGUUGUUGAUGCCUAUUUGUUGAGAACCGAAAGAGACUAUGCUUCUAUGGAGAAUUGUAUAUCGUCCAUAAUGGGAUUGGCUUUGCAGUGUUGUGCUGAGUUACAUGAGCAGAGGAUUAAUGCAAAAAGUAUUUUAAUCACACUCAACAAGAUCAAACUGAAGUUUCUACAAGAUACUCAAGGAAAAAGUUAGUUAAAUGAGAACAUUAGGUUUGUUUAUAGCUCUUCAAUGUUUGUGCUUCUGAAAUAAUGUAACUCUCUUGAGACCUAUAACUUGUCUCUUAUAUAAGAACAAGAUAAGAGAUUUGUUUAUAGCCAUUGCUUUGUUAUGGUAGAUAAUAAUAACAUUUAUAUGUGGUAUAGCUAAUGAUUGUAGUGACCUA
Molecule: messenger RNA, 3790 nt
Organism: Alnus glutinosa
Lineage: Eukaryota; Viridiplantae; Streptophyta; Magnoliopsida; Fagales; Betulaceae
Product: probable LRR receptor-like serine/threonine-protein kinase At3g47570
Exons: 6
Coding region: 31-3600 (1189 amino acids)
Biological process (GO): protein phosphorylation; hormone-mediated signaling pathway
Cellular component (GO): plasma membrane
Molecular function (GO): protein kinase activity; protein binding; ATP binding
Source: RefSeq, a predicted model, not a curated record